Messenger RNA from Kwoniella mangroviensis CBS 8507, 2004 nucleotides. RefSeq lists its product as uncharacterized. Gene Ontology annotation, molecular function: mRNA binding. Lineage: Eukaryota; Fungi; Basidiomycota; Tremellomycetes; Tremellales; Cryptococcaceae. The transcript is spliced from 2 exons. Bases 1 to 2004 code for a protein of 667 amino acids. Gene Ontology annotation, cellular component: nucleus; ribonucleoprotein complex; cytoplasm. The record is from RefSeq and is a predicted model, not a curated record.
AUGAAUCAAACUUCACCACCAUUACCCAACCUGCACACCUUGUCCAUCUCACCUCCUCCCGGAUCAUACUCCGCGACCAACAACAAUUAUCGUUACAACGGUGUGUUCGGCCCUCCGUCCCAGGGAUCGACCGUUUCUCCUGAUUGGGCUACCAGUCCGAAGAGAAGUUCGAGAUCUGGUAUUCCUCAGGGAUGGUAUGACUCCAACGCACCUCCGUUGAGAGAGUCGCCCAAUCUUAACGCUUACGAAGCGUUCCGUCGCGACGCCCCAUCCCCUCCUGCCCUCUCACCUCCUUCAUCAAUCACAUCUGUCCCCACCACCGCCUCGUCUCACCCUUAUCAGACAUACCAACAGCCCAACUAUCCUCCUGUUGACAACUUCGCGCCGUUGGCCGUCACCCCCUCCCCGCCUCCAGUGAUGUCAUAUGGUCUCAACACCGCUGCAUCUGCGCCUAAUCUCGCAGGGUACAAUGCUGGAGGAUUGCCUCAAUAUGGGUCUCAAUCUCUCGCCAGUUUCGGCAACAAUCACAAUCGCUCACAGGCCAACGGGUGGAGAAAUGGAUAUGGGAUGCCCUCUAUUCCUUCAUCGGACGAGGAUGUCAUUCCAACUGCCAUAGUAAUCAAGAAUAUCCCCUUCGCGGUCACUCGAGAAACGUUGCUAGGAGUAAUGGAGUCGUUAGGUGCUCCUCUACCAUACGCUUUCAAUUAUCAUCACGAUAAUGGAGUAUUCCGUGGAUUGGCUUUCGCCAACUUCCGUGCGCCUGACGAGGCAGCUUCGGUCGUCGCUGCGUUGAACGGAUACGACGUUCAAGGUAGGAAACUACGAGUCGAAUAUAAGAAGGUGUUACAACCUGGUGAGAAGGACAAGAUUGAGAGGGAGAAAGCAUUGAAGAGGAUGAGAUCGAUUCAAUUCGAUAAUACCAACAUCAACAAAGCGGAAUUAUCGAUCCCAAUCCCACCUCAACCAAUCUCAAGGCCCUCAAAUGGAUACGAAAACAACAGUCCACCACAAUCAGCCACCUCCGCUACCUCAGAUUCCUUACCUCUCACCUUAGAUAUGAACGAUCCUGCCGUGUUGGAUAUCUACUCUAGGGUUUUGGUAUUCAAAGAAGAUAGGAUGAGGGAUGAGUUAGCUUUCUCGAAAAACCUUACACCGACCGAGCGAAGGAUUGUUCAUUUGGUUGCGCAGAAACUGGGUUUGUCAAGCUCGACCAGGGGGGAAGGUGAUUUGAAAUCCGUUGUGAUUUUGAGGGAACCACCUCAACCUCAACACCGACCAACUCUUACUACUUCUUCUUCAGCUACCAUGUCAUCUUCGUCAUACCUUUCUCCUUACUCCACCACACCCACCAAUGAAUUAUCCCCUAAUUUACGAAUCAAGAAGUCCAUGCCUGACCUCAGAGGUUUCAAUGGCCCAGUGGUAGCCAGAGAUCCCGCUCGAUCGCUCAACCCUCAAAGAUCGUCGGGUAACCUUCGAGCCGACGCUGGUGGAAGAGAUUAUGUAUCGAUGGGUGCUGCUCAAGGUAGAAGGACCAUCGGACAAGGUCAAGCAUCAGGUUCAUUCAAUGGUCUAUUCGGCGACAUCAUCCCUCCUGUUCCUCCCCUUCCUUCGGGAUUAGGCUUACACUCUAAAGGACACUCUAUCUCUUCUUUCGGUAAUUCCAAUGGUGCCUCCGACCCAAUGGGCGAGAUGCUGUCUUCCCAACCUCUUCGAAAUCCCAGAGGUCCAGCCGGCGAAUCAAGAGGGUUUGGCGGUGUAGGUGGAUUCAGACCUACUUCCAAUGCUAGUAACAGAAGUAAUAUAAUGAUGGGAAGGAGAGUCUCAGAGGAAGAUGAAGAAGUCGAUAAUUCAAGUUUGGGUGGUGGAUCAGGAUCAGUGGGAUCGAAUUCAAACUCAGCGGUUGGGAGUGAAAGACAAGCUGCUGCCAACGCCAAUGCCGCUCAAACCAACCAGAACCAAGGUUAUAUGGAGGGUAUGAGAACUAGAGAAUCACUCGAGCUCUAG